This is a messenger RNA of Centruroides sculpturatus (bark scorpion), 1370 nucleotides long. RefSeq names its product eukaryotic translation initiation factor 1A, X-chromosomal-like. Gene Ontology annotation, molecular function: RNA binding; translation initiation factor activity. The record is from RefSeq and is a predicted model, not a curated record. Lineage: Eukaryota; Metazoa; Arthropoda; Arachnida; Scorpiones; Buthidae. Gene Ontology annotation, cellular component: cytoplasm. Gene Ontology annotation, biological process: translational initiation. The transcript is spliced from 6 exons. The coding region runs from base 112 to 543 and encodes 143 amino acids.
GGGGCAUCUUUACGAAAGUGCGUAAUUGAGAAGAGUGAGGAUAUUUGUGUUGAUUUGACAUCUGUUAUUUGUGAUUUACGUAUCGAAUAUCUGUUGAACUUCUUUACAUAAAUGCCGAAAAAUAAAGGUAAGGGAGGAAAGAAUAGAAGAAGAGGAAAAAAUGAAAAUGAAGCUGAAAAACGUGAACUUGUAUUUAAAGAAGAUGGACAGGAAUAUGCCCAAGUUGUAAAAAUGCUUGGAAAUGGUAGAUUAGAAGCCAUGUGCUUUGAUGGCAUUAAAAGACUUUGCCAUAUCAGAGGGAAACUGAGAAAAAAGGUGUGGAUUAAUCAAGGUGAUAUUAUUCUUGUGGGUUUAAGAGAUUAUCAAGAUGCUAAAGCUGAUGUUAUCCUCAAAUAUAAUCCAGAUGAAGCUAGGAACUUGAAAUCUUAUGGUGAAUUACCAGAUUAUGCCAAAAUUAAUGAUACUGUAUUUGGAGAUGAUGUUGAAGAUGAUAUCAUUGAAUUUGAUGAAGUCGAUGGUGAAGAGGAUAUUGAAAAUAUUUAGAAUCUUUGUCUUCCUCAUAGGAACAGUUUUUAAUAAAUCUAGAGUAUAGAAAUUUUAUAUUACCCAAUAAGGAUUUUAGCAAUAACUCAUAAAUUUUCAAGCACUCUGUAAAUGUAAUCUUCCACAUGUUUAGAGACUGCUAACAAAUGUGUGUGAUAAAUGAUGUCAUAUUUUGUCAUUAAUAGUAUAAUUAACAUUUUUUUAAUUCAUCAAGAGAUUAAAAUAAUACUGUUUCUAACAAGAAACUCUUGUAUAUAUAAAAAAAAAAUAUAAUACAAACAGUUAUAAUUCAUACUUGUUAUAAAUUUUAUAAAGAAAUUUGCAAGUUUUCAAAACAAAUUUAUAUUUUUAUAUGAAAUUAUUUAAAAAGAAUUAUUAAAAAGGAGGAACUAAAUCCAUUUUUAUGCAUAUUCUGAAAUAAUAAUAAUAAUAAUAAUAAAAUUUUUGGUUCACAGUGAAUACUGCUAAGGAAGAGCAAAUUCUUUAUUUGUUUGAUUUUUAAAUAUCUUAAGUAAUGAAGAAUUAAUAAAAAAAUAGGUAUUUAAUUUUUAUUAAUUCUUUAUUAUAUAUACUCUACAUUGAAAUGGUAAGUCAUAUGAAAAACUUACAAAAUGAAAACAUUUCUGAAAAUGAAUGCCAUUUCUGGGGAGGAGAAAUGCUUACAUUUCUUAUUCUGUUGUUCUGUGUGUUGCAUUCUUAAUCAAGUUUUAAGCACAGAUUAAAAAUUAAUUUGUGAUUUUUGUAAAGGAUAAAUUUCAAUUUCUUUGGCGUUGGACUUUGAUAUUUUGUAAACAACAUUUCAAAAUAUGUUAUACUCAUUUUAGUUU